This is a messenger RNA of Tupaia belangeri chinensis (Chinese tree shrew), 2233 nucleotides long. RefSeq names its product phospholipid scramblase 4 (gene PLSCR4). Gene Ontology annotation, biological process: plasma membrane phospholipid scrambling. The record is from RefSeq and is a predicted model, not a curated record. The coding region runs from base 216 to 1208 and encodes 330 amino acids. NCBI's taxonomy places the organism in Eukaryota, Metazoa, Chordata, Mammalia, Scandentia, Tupaiidae. The transcript has 9 exons. Gene Ontology annotation, molecular function: phospholipid scramblase activity. Gene Ontology annotation, cellular component: plasma membrane.
CCCGAGAGGCCGUGCGCCCUCGGGGAGCGUCCGGGGAGCCGGGACCCCGUCCGGGCCGCGCCCCGAGUUUCCUCCUCACCCGCUGGGUUUCGAGCUCGAGGAGUCCGCCCCCUGCCGCCGCCCCGCCGUCUCCGUCGCGCUCCUCCGCGGAUAAAACGAGACCCCGCGUCCGGCGCGGCGUCUGCGGUGCUGGCGGAUUAAUUGAAUUCUUCAAAAUGUCAGGUGUAGUUCCCACAGCCCCUGAACAGCCUGCAGUUGAAAUGGAAAAUCAAAUCAAAUCAACAGAUCCGAGGCCUGACGCUCCUCCGGACUACACUUCUCAUUUCGUACCAGGGCCCCCUGGAGUAGCUGUCCCUCCACCUGCAGGCUAUCCAGGAGGCUUGCCUAUGGGAUACUACAGUCCACAGCAGCCCAGUACCUACCCCCUGUACCAGUCAACCAGCGGUACCCGUCCCAUCCAGUAUCAACCUGGAAAAUACCCUGGGACGAUUCAGCCUGUUCCAAUAACAUGGAUGCCAGGGCCAACACCUAUGGCUAACUGCCCUCCUGGUCUGGAAUACCUCACUCAGUUGGACAACAUACAUGUUCUUCAGCAUUUUGAACCUCUGGAACUGAUGACACAUUUUGAAACUAACAAUAGAUAUGAUGUUAAAAACAACUCAGACCAGAUGGUCUACCUUGUAAAUGAAGACACGGAUGACUUUACCAGGAAUGCUUAUCGGACACUCAGGCCCUUCGUCCUGCGGGUCACUGACUGUGUGGGCCGAGAAAUCAUGACAAUGCAGAGGCCUUUCCGAUGUACCUGCUGUUGCUUCUGUUGCCCCUCAGCCAGGCAAGAGCUGGAGGUACAGUGUCCUCCUGGCAGCACCAUCGGGUUUGUGGCCGAGCACUGGAAUUUGUGCAGGGCGGUGUAUAGCAUCCAGAAUGAGAAGAAAGAGAAUGUCCUGAGGGUGCGUGGACCAUGCUCUACCUACGGCUGUGGGUCCGAUUCUGUUUUUGAGGUCAAGUCCCUGGAUGGUGUGUCCCACAUCGGCAGUAUUAUUAGGAAGUGGAAUGGUUUGAUGUCAACCAUGGCGGACGCUGACCACUUUGACAUUCACUUCCCCCUGGACCUGGAUGUGAAGAUGAAAGCCAUGAUUUUUGGAGCGUGCUUUCUCAUUGACUUCAUGUAUUUUGAAAGAUCACCACCACCGCGUUCAUCAAGAUAAAGGCACAAAGCAAACCAUCAAUCAUGAUUAUUAAAAAUCUGGGGAAUAUUGGAUUAGGUUUACAGUCAAGGCUCAAGUAUUUGCAAAUAUAUUUCUCUACUUUGCAUGUUAUUUUUAUGGGACAUUUGUCAGGUAGGUCAAGAGAAUGAGUAUAAGAAUGCAAUGUAAACGUGUUGAGUCUACUUGGUAGACAAGGAGUUCAUCCUGGAAAGUGUAUUAGUCAUAUACAGAAUGGUCUUGAAAAUACUAUCAACAGGAGAUAAGGGGAAAUGAAUCCUAGAGUUUCACCUUAGUAGGUGGUGAAAUGGCGAGCUUUAAGAGUAGUCUUUGUGACAUGGCUUCUCUCCUCUCUCCUGUCCAUAAACGCAGUCUGUUAUAGAAGACAAACUUGAUUCCAGGGGAAAGAAAGACAUUUUUAGGUUUUAAAAGGAAAAGAAGGGGCAGGCAUAAAUACGUUUUAUAGAACAAGGAACAUUUUACUUGUCCACGUGGAAUCAAAACCAAAGGCGGUUUGCAGAAUGAUGCAAAGUUUAUUAAAAUUUCAAUGGGAAAUUUGAGUUUAUUACAAAACACACAUACACACAUAUUUCAAUCAGUUAUAAGAUUUAUAUUGUCCACAGCUGCUCCCCUGUUACUCACUGGGGAGGACUCAGGAUCUGCCUGCAAGGAGGCAGGACCUGAGUGUCGGAAGAAGAGCUGACCAGGCCACGGCCAGUCUAGAUCCCUGAGCAAGGCAGAGACACCAGUGCCUUUCUAAGAAGCUUGCACUUAAUACGCUUACACCUAAUACAUUUAUACGCGUAAUACAGAGCCUCUCUUAGUCACAGAUGCCUUAUAUAUAAAACGUGUCUGGCCAAAUCUCUAAGAUUGCCUAUUGAACUCUUGUAUCUCACUGGACGUGAUACAGAAGAGGUGAUUGUUUUUCUCUUUCGAGCAGAUCCCAGUAAUCAUCAGUCUGUUCUAAUGGCACGAAUUAGAGUGAUGUUGUUAGAUUCUGAAAUGUGACAUUUUGUGUAGCACUUUUU